AUGGCAAAAGCACUAGUUGAGGUUAUUCCUGAAACUUACCAUGGCUUAUGUACAUGGCACUUGAUGCAGAAUGGCAUCAAGCACUUAGGCAAUUUAAUGAAGGGGGAAUCACAUUUUCUUAGUGACUUUAAGAAAUGCAUGUAUGGCUAUGAUGAUGAAGAACAAUUUGAGGAAGGUUGGAGAAACCUCCUUGAAAAGUUUGAUGUUAAGGAAAACACUUGGUUGCAAAGAGUGUAUUCUGUGAGGGAAAAAUGGGCAUCUUGUUACCUGAAGAAGGCUUUCACAUUGGGAAUGCGAAGCACCCAACUUAGUGAAAGUGUGAAUGCUGAUAUUAAAAGUUUUAUCAAUGUGAAUUUGGAUCUUAUCAAGUUUUUUAAUCGUUUUGAGGAUGUUGUAGAAGAAAAACGGUAUAAUGAAUUGAAGUGUGAAUAUGAAGCACGUCAAAAAAUUCCAAGACUCAAGAACCCAUAUUCUGAUAUCUUGAAACAAGUGUCUGAGCUUUAUACUCCUACUAUUUUUGAGUUAUUCCAACAUGAGUAUGAGUUGUUUGAAGCAUGUUCUGUUAAGAGCAUAAAUGUAAAAGCAUCAUUAGUUGAUUGUGUUAUUGUCAUGGUAAAGGAUUUGGGAGAAUGGAAAGUGUCAUUUGAUUUGGAUAAAAAGAUAAUUCAUUGCUCUUGUUGUAAAUUUGAGACAUUUGGCAUACUUUGUUGUCAUUGUCUAAGAGUCUUUAUUCAUAUGGAUGUUAAAUCAGUGCCUGAGCAAUAUAUCCUGAAGAGGUGGACAAAGUUAGCAAGAAGUGUGUCUUUACCUAAUGUUAGUGUUCGUCAUGUAGUAGAAGAUUCUCAAUUGACUUCAACACAACGUCGUAGAGACAUUUGUCCCCGUCCUAUGAGGGUAGUUGAUGAAGCAAGUAGGAGUCAAGAAACAUACACGUUGUUGAGCAAAAAUUUACUAAUUUAUUGGACAAGGAAAUGUUAG
This is a messenger RNA of Cajanus cajan (pigeon pea), 978 nucleotides long. Lineage: Eukaryota; Viridiplantae; Streptophyta; Magnoliopsida; Fabales; Fabaceae. The record is from RefSeq and is a predicted model, not a curated record.